Penicillium expansum is the source of this 1149-nucleotide messenger RNA. RefSeq lists its product as uncharacterized. Gene Ontology annotation, molecular function: DNA-binding transcription factor activity. Lineage: Eukaryota; Fungi; Ascomycota; Eurotiomycetes; Eurotiales; Aspergillaceae. The coding region runs from base 1 to 1149 and encodes 382 amino acids. The transcript has a single exon. The record is from RefSeq and is a predicted model, not a curated record. Gene Ontology annotation, biological process: response to xenobiotic stimulus.
AUGGAGUCCAUAUUCCAAAGGGCUCAGGGACACUGGCAAGGUCAACUCGAGGGAUAUCCUUUCGAGGCUGUGAUCACCGGUGUCAUUGCAUUAGGAUCCCUAUUCUCCAAUUAUCUCGGCCAGGAAAAGGAGUUAGAGAUUGUACUUCAUGCAAAAAAUGUGCUUGAUGAUCCUGUCAUCAGCCGUCGGCCUUCGCAGGACCUAGUCGUGGCCUGGAUUUUAAGGACCAUUUACUCUCGCGCAGCAGGUCGACCCAAUGUAGCGUGGCUGCAAAGUGCCACCACUUUACAUUUGAUCGAGAUCACUGGGAUACAUUAUGAUGGAGCACCACUAGCCUCUUCAGCAGAGAGUACGAAUACAUCAACAUCUGACGGCCCUGAUAUACGUGCACGCAUCACGUCCGUUGCACAGAGCCUUCACAUUAUGAUUGCAUAUGAUUAUGGAAAGAGUGUAAUACACCUUGAUUCUACUCUAUAUCACCACAUCCGACCACGACAGGGCGAUUUCACUCUGCAAUUAGCUGAACUUACCAACAAAAUCUCGACUGCCACAACCCAUUUGGACCCUAUUUCCAACCAGACCAAUCUUUUGCAGGCCAUGGAGCAGUUGAUGGCCACACCAGUAGAUCAUGACUUUCUGCUGCUUGCGAGGGCGGAGCUAUGUUUCGCCAUUCAUCGUCGUCUUCAUAUUAUGGGUUUUGGUCUUACUAGACAACAAACUAAGCUCAUAGUUGAAGCAGGUGCCACAGCUCUGCCUGCAGCCCGGCGAUUGUCAGCUCAACUCCACCCAUGGUGGAAUGUUACAAAUGCACUCUUUCAGUUUGUAUGCGUUUGUCUCUCAGUUGGGACAACAGAGACACUUACGCAAAUCCAACCAACAAUUGAAACUUUUGAGUUGGUCAUUCAGCAUUUCAACACCCAUCUUACCCAGGAAGCCUUCAGCACACUGGUAUUAUUAACUGGUGCAUGCCAGGGGGAGAAGCAGAAACAAGCUGACCUCCUUCGGUUCGCCAAGGGAGCGCGAUCAGAAAAUGAUGCUUCAUUUCGAGGACAAGGUGAUUUGGCGAUGUUUGAUCCGCAAGUUGCUUCCCUUUUUGAACUUUACCCUGAGUCACCAUUUAUUGACCUGCAAACAAUAUUCAAUAUCUAA